AUGGCUGCCGAUACAGAUCCGCAUGGCUCUGCGCGACUUGGAAAGGCCAUAAUAUCAUUCGCGCUCGACGGCCACUUCCCCGACGAGCAAGCGUCUUCGCUGUCGCUGUCUUCUUCCGACCUGUCACCUGCGAUCGAGGCAUUGGAGAGGGUGAAGGGGGAUUUGGAGUCCGAAGUCCACAAGAUCAACGAGGAAACCAAAGGGGACGUUAGCUCCUGGGUAAAUAACGCGAAGACGCUGCAAGAAGACAUCCUGCGAUCCAAAAGGCUGGCCGACGAUAUUAUCCGACAAUCAGAGGCACCGCUAGUUUCGGGAAAAGCCAUACAGGAUGCCGAAGAACAUGCUCGGUUUCUCGAGAAGGAGGUGAUGUAUACGCAACAGCUCCACGAGGUGCUGCGAGGCAUACAUCAUGUGAAUGAACUUCUGGGCGAGGUUGAGCAGGCAAUGAAAGAGCGGCGGAUCAUUGACUUACUUCGGUGGUUGGAGAAAUCGUGGGCAGAGCUUGACACAGUUCCCAUCAACAAGAAGGCUUGUCGAGUCAUGAGGCUGCUUGAUAUGCGAGCAUUUGAGCUCAAGUCACGCGUUCACGAUGUUUUUGACCACGUAUGGGCGUCACUCGUUCACACAGAUCUAGAAGUUGGGUCUCUUGCUAUCUACAACAGACUAGACGGCGAGCAAAUGACCCUUUCAGAAGCAAUCAUUGGCCUCCAAGCCUAUAAAGAGGUCGAAGAUCGAAUGUCGCGACUUUGGCAUGAUGUCGACAAGGCUAUUGUGUCUCCGAGAAUGGAUGCCAAAGCUUCAUCACUGCCUUCCAUCCGUGCUGAUGAGAAUGUUGUCGAGCUGCAUGGAGAGGCCGGAAGGUCAAUUGAUGAGCUCUUGACAGACCUCCACAAACUGGUCGGUUUCCUGGCCAAGAGAUUGACGCCUGAGCUCCUAAUGUUCUUCAGCCCCAUCAUGAUGAGUGACAUGGUACCAAGGCUCAUUCACGUGUGGUUGGACGCAGCAGUGCCAUCAACGUUGAAAGACCUCAAUCAGUUUCAGGCUGCCAUUCAAUCUGCUCAGGGCUUCUGCGAAGUUCUUGAGGCCAAUGGCUUCACAGGGUUUACGGAACUCAAGGAAUGGGUCGGCAGUGCUCCGUCAAUAUGGCUUGCCAAGUGCAAAGAGACGGCGCUCGACUCUGUAAGAGUCAAGAUGUCAAACGGCCUUGGUGCGCCAAAACAAGUGGAGAAGGUCGAAAAGCAGAUGGUGUCACGUUCCGAAGGCAAGGAGUUGACUGCCAACGGCGUAGCUGGUACUGCAACAGAUGACGACUGGGGUGCUGCAUGGGGGGUCGACGAUGAUGUAGAGCAGCCGGCCGAGGCAACAGACAACGCCCAAACCACUCAGGAGGAGGACGAUGGUGCUGACGCCUGGGGUUGGGACGAUGAAGAUCAGGCCACGGGAGAUAAAGAAGAAUCCACAAAGCCGGAGCCUCAGUCAGCAGACGACGAGGACGACACCGUUGAUGCUUGGGGGUGGGGAGACGAGACGACAGAACCGCAGCUCGAGCCCAAGCCUCAACCGACAAAGACUCUGACUAAGGAGCAUAAAACAGCGCCCGCUGAGCCAGAUGAGAGCAGAGAGAUGGUUCUCAGAGAAAUAUACCAUAUAUCAUCCAUGCCAGAGCCAGUGCUAGAGCUCAUUCUAGCCAUUCUGGAGGAUGGCGCGGCCCUGACACAGCCAGAAUACGAGAGCAGCCCCGUGGCAGCCGCGGCCCCGGGUCUCUUCAGUUUGCCGACGUUCGCGCUGGCCAUGUUCCGAGCAGUAUCGCCACACUACUACUCGCUAGACAUUGGUGGGAAUAUGUUUCUCUACAACGACGCCAUGUAUUUGGCUGAAAAGCUGGCCGACUUGGCGUUAACAUGGAAGGUCCGCGAGGACCUGACGACCCGCGCUCAGAACAUGUUGCGCAUAGAUAACGACAUCAAGAGUCUGCGGAAUUUUGCAACACGUGCGUACACUAACGAACUCGGGAUACAAAAGACGGUCCUUCGAGACCUUCUAGGCGGUGAUCAGAGUCUCAUGCAACAGGAGGAACUGGACAGCUGCGUGGACUCGGCAGUGGCACGGGUCCGAUCUUUGGCUGUGACAUGGGAAUCGAUUCUGGCGCGUUCGGUAUGGUGCCAGGCAGUGGGGUCGCUUGUCGAUGGCAUCUCGUCCAAAAUCAUCAGUGAUGUAAUGGAUGCGUCGUCCAUCGGCCAGGACGAUGCGUACAGGAUUGCGCAGCUCAUUGCAAAGAUCACUGAGCUAGACGACCUCUUCCUCCCGUCGCGAUUGACGGGCCAGGGUCAACAGCACGAGGCAGACGAGAUUCCGACGACGGCGCAGUACGCAACUACAUGGCUCAGGCUCAAGUACCUGAGCGAGGUCCUCCAAUCCAAUCUUAACGAGGUCAGGUACCUUUGGAACGACAGCGAGCUCAGCCUAUACUUUUCGGUUGACGAGGUGGUUGAUCUCAUCGAGGCUAGUUUCGAUGCCAACCCGCGAAUGAGGGAGACCAUCAAGUCGAUUCGGGAGAACCCAAGCCCCCUGCACGACUAA
Colletotrichum graminicola M1.001 is the source of this 2580-nucleotide messenger RNA. RefSeq lists its product as uncharacterized. The transcript is spliced from 9 exons. Lineage: Eukaryota; Fungi; Ascomycota; Sordariomycetes; Glomerellales; Glomerellaceae. Gene Ontology annotation, biological process: endoplasmic reticulum to Golgi vesicle-mediated transport; mitotic spindle assembly checkpoint signaling. Gene Ontology annotation, cellular component: RZZ complex. Bases 1 to 2580 code for a protein of 859 amino acids. The record is from RefSeq and is a predicted model, not a curated record.